AUGGUGUCUCAGUUGGUGGAGCAUGAGCGGAUCGAGACCACCCUUCCCAAGGCCAAGGAGCUUCGACGGGUGGCGGACCAAGUGGUCACCCUCGGCAAGGAGGCCUCCCAGCACGCGAGGCGGCAGGCCAUGGCCAUCCUGCGGGGGGACGCGGAGGUGCACAAGGUCUUUUCCGUGCUAGCCCAGCGGUACAGCCAGCGUGACGGCGGGUACACCCGCGUCCUGCGCACGCAGCAGCGCGGCAACGACGCAGCGCAGAUGGCCUUCAUCGAGUUUGUGGACCGGCCCGGGGAGCUGCGGCCCGCGCGACCCGGCCGACCAGCCAGCCUCCUCCCGCCUGCCGCUCAGCUGCUGCAGCAGCAACAGCAGCAGUAG
Messenger RNA from Auxenochlorella protothecoides, 375 nucleotides. RefSeq names its product 50S ribosomal protein L17. Gene Ontology annotation, molecular function: structural constituent of ribosome. Gene Ontology annotation, biological process: translation. NCBI's taxonomy places the organism in Eukaryota, Viridiplantae, Chlorophyta, Trebouxiophyceae, Chlorellales, Chlorellaceae. Gene Ontology annotation, cellular component: large ribosomal subunit; ribosome. The record is from RefSeq and is a predicted model, not a curated record. The coding region runs from base 1 to 375 and encodes 124 amino acids. The transcript is spliced from 2 exons.